This is a messenger RNA of Saccharomyces mikatae IFO 1815, 1188 nucleotides long. RefSeq names its product Pgd1p (gene PGD1). The record is from RefSeq and is a predicted model, not a curated record. Bases 1 to 1188 code for a protein of 395 amino acids. Gene Ontology annotation, biological process: regulation of transcription by RNA polymerase II. The transcript has a single exon. NCBI's taxonomy places the organism in Eukaryota, Fungi, Ascomycota, Saccharomycetes, Saccharomycetales, Saccharomycetaceae. Gene Ontology annotation, molecular function: transcription coregulator activity. Gene Ontology annotation, cellular component: mediator complex.
AUGGACUCGAUCAUACCGGCAGGCAUCAAGUUGGAGGAUUUAGAAGUGGUAUUGGCCAAGAAUGAGAAUGAAGUUGGAGACAACGUUUGUAAACAGAUCAGCGAGGCGCGCGAUGAAAUAUUACCGUUGCGAUUACAGUUCAAUGAGUUCAUACAGACGAUGGCAAACAUAGACCAGGAUGAACCCAAACAGCGGGACCGCAUGGCCAAAUACCUGGAUGUCAGGGACAAGAUCUUACAACUGAACGAUAGGUUCCAGACCUUAUCUUCCCAUUUAGAAGCAUUGCAACCUUUAUUCAGCACCGUUCCAGAAUACUUGAGAACUGCAGAUAACAAAGAUAGAAGCUUUCAGCUCCUGGAACCGUUGAGUAGUUACAACAGAAAUGGCACAGUUGCUGGCCCAGCAGCGGCUGUUGUGAACACGAAUCAUUCUACGGCAGCUUCGACGCCCACAACAUCCACCCCUCAUGCUAAUCCAAAUGCACAUGCCCAUUCGCUUUCCAAUCCGAAUCCCACUGCCACGGUGCAACAGAACCCUAUGGCGGGCAAGAGGGGUUCUAAGGGUGGUAGCAGUAUCGGAACUCCCAACAUACCUAAUAGCGCCGCAGCAGCUGCAACUACAGCUCCCAAGAAACCAAGAAAACCAAGACAAACCAAGAAGGCCAAGGCUCAGGCCCAAGCUCAGGCCCAAGCUCAGGCAUAUGCACAGCAAUCGGCUGUUCAAACACCAAUAACCGCGUCGAUGACUGCCGCGCUCCCCAACCCGACUCCCAAUAUGAUCAACAGCGUUUCGCCCACAAAUGUCAUGGGUACGCCACUAACCAACAUGAUGUCGCCCAUGGGAAACGCAUACCCAAUGGGGACCCAGAACCAGGGAGGACAGGUCCCUAUACCACAGUUCAAUAGCAAUGGCAACGGCCCCAAUCCGAAUCCAAGUACAAACUCCAAUAACACUCCGUUACAGUCACAAUUAAACCUAAACAAUAUAACCCCUGCAAAUAUCCUAAACAUGAGCAUGAAUAAUGACUUUCAGCAGCAGCAGCAGCAUCAGCAACAGCAGCAGCCUCAGCAACAGCAACAGUACAGUAUGAAUAUGGGCAUGAACAACAUGAAUACCAACGGCAAAGACCUGGAUUCUUUGGACCUGAACAAUUUGGAAUUAGGCGGUCUAAACAUGGAUUUCCUGUGA